Odocoileus virginianus texanus is the source of this 2280-nucleotide messenger RNA. The record is from RefSeq and is a predicted model, not a curated record. NCBI's taxonomy places the organism in Eukaryota, Metazoa, Chordata, Mammalia, Artiodactyla, Cervidae.
AUGGCUGUUUUGUCAAGGCAACAUGCUUCACAAGUCCUGGUUAGGAGACGCCGUGCAAAUUCAUUGCUUGAAGAAACGAAAAAAGGCAAUCUUGAAAGAGAAUGCAUUGAAGAACUGUGCAAUAAAGAAGAAGCCAGGGAAGUCUUUGAAAAUAACCCGGAAACGGAAUAUUUUUAUCCAAAAUAUUUAGGUUGUCUUGGCUCUUUCAGAGCUGGGUUAUUCACUACUGCGCGUCUGUCAACUAAUACUUACCCUGACCUGAGGAGCUGUGUCAAUGCCAUUCCAGACCAGUGUAAUCCUCUGCCAUGCAAUGAAGAUGGAUAUUUGAGCUGCAAAGAUGGCCAAGCGACAUUCACUUGCAUUUGUAAAUCAGGUUGGCAAGGAGAAAAGUGUGAAUCUGAUAUAAAUGAAUGCAAAGAUCCUGCAAAUGUAAAUGGAGGUUGCAGCCAGAUUUGUGAAAACACACCUGGAAGUUACCACUGUUCCUGUAAAAAUGGUUUUGUUAUGCUUUCAAAUAAAAAGGACUGCAAAGAUGUGGAUGAAUGCGUUUUAAAGCCAAGCAUUUGUGGCACAGCUGUGUGCAAGAACAUCCCAGGAGACUUUGAAUGUGAAUGUGCUGAAGGCUACAAAUACAAUCCCGUAUCAAAGUCUUGUGACGAUGUGGAUGAAUGCUCUGAGAACUUGUGUGCUCAACUUUGUGUCAAUUACCCUGGAGGUUACUCUUGUUACUGUGAUGGAAAGAAAGGAUUCAAACUUGCCCAAGAUCAGAAGAGUUGUGAGGCUGUUCCAGUGUGCCUUCCUUUGGACCUUGACAAAAAUUAUGAAUUGCUUUACUUGGCAGAGCAGUUUGUAGGGGUCGUUUUGUAUUUAAAAUUUCGUUUGCCAGAAACCACCAGAUUUUCAGCUGAAUUUGAUUUCCGGACAUAUGAUUCAGAAGGUGUUAUCCUGUAUGCAGAAUCUUCUGAUCACUCAGCUUGGUUCCUGAUUGCGCUUCGUGAGGGAAAGAUUGAAAUUCAGUUUAAGAAUGAAAAUACAGUCAAAAUGACAACUGGCGGCAAAGUUAUUAAUGAUGGUUUAUGGAAUAUGGUCUCUGUGGAAGAAUUAGAACAGAGUAUUAGUGUAAAAAUAGCUAAAGAAGCUGUAAUGAAUAUAAAUAAGCCCGAAAGCCUUUUUAAGCCCACCAAUGGGUUUCUAGAAACCAAAGUAUACUUUGCAGGAAUACCUCGGAAAUUGGAGAAUGCACUCAUUAGACCGAUUAACCCUCGUCUAGAUGGAUGUAUUCGAGGCUGGAAUUUGAUGAAUCAAGGAACUUCAGGAGUAAAGGAAAUCAUUCAAGAAAAACAAAAUAAACAUUGUCUUGUCACUGUGGAGAGGGGUUCCUACUAUCCUGGUACUGGAGUUGCUCAGUUUAGCAUAGAUUAUAAGAAUGAAUCCAAUCCUGAGGCUUGGCAAAUCAAUGCGUCCUUGAAUAUUCGCCCAUCAGCGGGCACCGGUGUUAUGUUGGCCUUGGUUUCCGGUGACACAGUGCCCUUUGCCUUGUCCUUGGUGGAUUCCGCCACUGAAAAGCUUCAGGAUAUCCUGGUAUCUGUUGAAAGUACGGUAAUAGCUCGGAUACAGGCCAUAAGUCUAUGUUCCGAUCAGCAAACCUUUCUGGAAAUCAGAAUCAACAGAAACAAUUUGGAACUAUCAACCCAACUUACAAAGGAUAGCUUCCACUCUGAAGACUUUCAAAGACAAUUUGCCCUCUUGGAUGAAGCAAUGAAAGGAACAGUGGCCACUUACCUGGGUGGCCUUCCAGAUGUUCCAUUCAGCGCCACACCAGUGAAUGCCUUUUAUCAAGGCUGUAUGGAAGUGAACAUUAAUGGUGUACAGUUGGAUUUGGAUGAAGCCAUUUCUAAACAUAAUGAUAUUAGAGCUCACUCGUGUCCAUCAGUUUGGCAGAAGACAAAGCAAACUUAAGGCAUUUUUUCUCUGCUGAUAAUAUCUUUUACCUGUGUGUAAUUAUACUUAUGUUUCAGUAAUAGCUGAAGUGUUUUACCUACAAUGUGCAUAUCUUGAUUAUUUUGUGGUACUUUAACCUGCCUGAAAUUUUUAAAAGGUCCUUUUUCAAGAAAACAAGAUUCUCUUGUGAUAUGAAUCACAUUAAAAAAUAUUCUUACCUCUAUUGCUGUCUAGAAAUUAAUGAAGCCUAUAAAAAUUUUUAAUUUGAAUUUUUUGUGACAAAUGACAUUUUUUCUUUUUUUAUGUUUGUAAAAGUAAAGUUUAAUUUUAUCAUCACGA